AUGAUUGUGGACUUCAGGAAGAGCACUGUCCCCCCACCCCCACCCUCCGUGAUGGACUCCCCCAUCACCUCUGUGGAGUCCUUCCGUUUCCUGGGCACCACCAUCACCCAGGACCUCAAGUGGGAGCCGACCAUCAGCUCCCUCAUCAAGAAGGCCCAGCAGAGGAUGUACUUCCUGCGGCAGCUCAGGAAAGCCAAGCUGCCUGCACAGAUGUUGGUGCAGUUCUACACGGCCAUCAUCGAGUCCAUCCUCACCUCCUCCAUCACCGUGUGGUUCGCUGGAGCCACAGUCAGGGACAAACAGAGACUACAGCGCAUUGUUCGCUCUGCAGAGGAAGUGAUCGGCCGCAGCCUUCCAUCGCUGCAGGACCUAUCUGCACGCGUCUGCCGCUUGCAUCCGAGAUGGAUCGCGAAGGCCAUCGUGAGUCGAGCUGACCCUAUCUGGAGGCGUCGUGGCGAGAUCAGAGCCAAAGCCAAGCCCACUGUCUCCCACUGUGAUGAGGCAGCGACAGUGGCCAUAGAUGUGUUUGCAGAGGAGAUGACAUCGCCCAAAGCCCCUCUGCAGCCAGCUCCAAAAAGAUAA
Molecule: messenger RNA, 582 nt
Organism: Knipowitschia caucasica
Lineage: Eukaryota; Metazoa; Chordata; Actinopteri; Gobiiformes; Gobiidae
Source: the annotation of a GenBank genome assembly